This is a messenger RNA of Erythranthe guttata (spotted monkey flower), 1096 nucleotides long. The record is from RefSeq and is a predicted model, not a curated record. Lineage: Eukaryota; Viridiplantae; Streptophyta; Magnoliopsida; Lamiales; Phrymaceae.
AAUAAAUGAAAAUAAAAAAUUAUUUGAACGUGCAUACAGAUUCCAAACAGGGCAGCGAGCCAAGAGUGUGAGCGCGUCGAUUUCAAAUUCUCCCAAUAAAGACGAUGAACCCGCUAAAACACUUUCAAACAUCAAAUCCGAACGUUCAGAUGGAGGUGCUUUACGCGAAGCUCUACAGCAAGUACACCAAUCUGAAGAAAGAAAAAGAAUCUGAAUUUGACGAGCUGAAUCGUGAUCAAGAAGUGAAAUUCUCGAAAUAUGCGGAUGCUGCAGAUGAAAUAAUAGAGCACUUGAAAAGUGAGAACGAAAAGCUGACUGGACAAGUUGAUGAAUUGAAAUAUGAAUUGGCUUCUAGUGAAGAACAGACUGUUCACUACCAAAAGCUUUUGACGGAAGAGAACCAGAAAAAUGAGGAACUCUCGAAAGAAAUCAAAAGGCUCCAAAAGCUUCAAGACAACUCACAUGACGAUACCCCAGCUGAAGAAACGCACGAUGGAUCUCCUAUAAAAUCGACGAAAAAACGUAAAUUAGUGCGUAGUACUGAAGACAGAGCUACGUCAUCUGCUGAUGUGGAACUUGACCGGCAAGCAGAUCAACAUAUUAUGGUUCACCCUGCCUGCUGUCAAAGAAAAAUUAACGGUUCAGGUGGUGAUGUGGCAGGCACUAGUUCUGUCAACUGCGUGUUUCAGUAUCUUGUUGAGUUUGUAGUUGGCAUGAAAGUAUCGCCUCUUUCUCAAAGUAAUGAACUAUGUAUAUUGGUGCAUCACCAAUCGAGCGGUUAUUCGUUCAGCCUGACAUGGAUAACUAAUUCAAAGGGCGAAGUAGAAUUGCUAUACCGUGUGUUGUCGUUGGGCACAUUUGAAAGAGUUGCACCAGAGUGGAUGAAGGAGACGCUCGUUUUCAGCACAAGUAUGUGCAGUGUCUUUUUCGAGAGGGUUUCUCGUGUUAUCAAAAGUUAACGGUUGACCGUUUUUCGUUUUUUUUUUUUUGUUUUUUGUUUUGUUGUUUAAUGUGCUGAACAAUGUGUGAUCAUAGUCCAUCUGACCUUAGAUAAAACAUCAUUGUACUACUUGUAAUAUAUUCUGGAGAAUUCGCU